UCACCUUUUUUUUCGGUGACACAUGGAUGGAUGAGUUUUCUGCGAGGAUUCAGAGGGGGGGACAAAAGAAAAAAAAGAGAAGGUAACUUAACAGAGGUCGCACCGCGCGGAACGUCAACUAACUCGCAUCGUCGCCGGACUUGACGCGCGCUCUUGUGGAACUCCGACCAUGUUUCGCUCAGGGCGCACCGGCGGUGCCUGCGGGACUUAAAAACGCGCAGUCGAGGGGACGUGAGAGCAGCGUCGGGAUUGUGGGCCAGUGAUGCCGGACACAUUCGCUCUCAUAAAGAACCGGACAGAACCGCGGCUGGGGCAGCUGGAGCGCACACUGGCCACGGAGGGGAGCGCCCGCCCCGCCUGGGUCAUAGGAAUCCUGGCCAGCGUGUUGAUCUUCACCACGGUGGUGGACGUGCUGGGCAACCUGCUGGUCAUCAUCUCGGUGUUCAGGAACCGCAAGCUGAGGAACUCGGGUAAUGUCUUCGUGGUGAGUCUGGCAUUCGCCGACCUUGUGGUAGCCUUCUACCCUUACCCCUUGGUCCUGUACGCCCUCUUCCAUGACGGUUGGGCACUGGGAAACACGCAAUGCAUGGUCAGUGGUUUCCUCAUGGGGCUGAGUGUCAUCGGCUCCAUUUUCAACAUCACCGGGAUCGCCGUGAACAGAUACUGCUACAUCUGCCACUCAUUCUCCUACAGUCGGCUGUACAGCUAUCGCAACACUCUGCUGUUUGUCGCCUUAAUUUGGGUGCUCACUGUGGUGGCGAUCAUCCCCAAUUUCUUCGUCGGCUCCCUGCGCUACGACCCGAGGGUCUAUUCCUGCACCUUCGCCCAGAAUGUCAGCAGCUCCUACACCGUGGCGGUGGUGGUGGUUCACUUUUUUGUUCCCAUCGCAGUGGUUACCUUCUGUUAUCUACGCAUCUGGGUGCUUGUGAUUCAGGUGCGACGUAAAGUGAAGACAGAGGAGAGCCCCCGCCUCCGGCCGAGUGACUUGCGGAAUUUCAUCACCAUGUUUGUGGUCUUUGUGCUGUUUGCCAUCUGCUGGGCUCCGCUCAACCUGAUCGGCCUGGCGGUGGCCAUAGAUCCGUCCCGCGUGGCCCCCCGUAUCCCCGAGUGGCUCUUUGUGGUCAGCUACUUCAUGGCCUACUUUAAUAGCUGUCUGAAUGCCAUCAUCUAUGGCUUACUCAACAGGAAUUUUAGGAACGAGUACAAACGCAUUGUCACCUCUGUGUGGGUGACUCGGCUUUUUGUGACGGAGACUUCCCGAGCCGCCACGGAUGGCAGGAGCAUGAGGAGCAAGCAGUCGCCGCCUCCUCCGCUCAACAACAAUGAGUCAGUCAGAGAUCGCACAAACAAAGAAUGAAAUCUGGAGCCUUGAGUCUGUUCAAAUGGUAAUUCCUGUUUUUAUGUGACAUUCAGACAGUUGUGCAGCUAAAGAGUUUCAAGUGACAAAUUAAACUGGAAUACAUGGCUCAGUUUUUCUGUUGGGUGACAACAAUCAGAACAAGGUGCAGUUGAUCACAGUAAAGGAGACAUAUUAUGCUAAUUUUCGGGUUCCCCAUUUUACUGCUAGAGUAGGUUUACACGCUUUAGUGCUCCCAAAAAAACACAUCCCAUACUGUCUAGUCCUCCAGCACUGUACCCCCCCUCUGUCAGAAACGCUCUGUUUUUCGCUCCUGUCUCUUUAAGGACUCUCUUCCCUAUAGCCUAGUCUGCUCUGAUUGGUCCGUUCACACAUGCCUAAGCCAGCGCUACAAAGCAGCUGUGCUGAAGUCAGUUCUCACGUGCCAAACUAGCUGCCGAGAAAAACGUAUGCAAAUGUGUGACACGGUGACAGUGUGAGUGUGAUGUCACAAAGUCACAGAAUUAAAAGCAGGACGCCUUUCGAGGCGUUCCAGGAGCAGUGUUUUUUGUGGGAGAGAGGAGCCUCUGUUACUGCGGACCUUUUUAACUUUCAGCAUCUCUUAAACGGACACUAAUGUUUAACACACGGAAAGAAAGGAUGAAAUCGAAAAAAGGCACAAUAGGUCUCCUUUAAUAUCAGAUGUUUUUAAUCAUUUUUGGUAAAGUUUUGAAGACUUUUUUAAGUAAUAAUAACUUCUUCUUUGAAGUUUGUCUUUUGAUGGAUGAACUCAUAUAUAUAUAUUAAUAUCAUAUAUUAGAGAUUUCGUUACGCACUGAGAAAACUGAGCCAUGCCUUGCAGUUUCAUUUCACUCUGACUCAAAAAAAAAAAAAAAAAAAAAAAACAUCUGAAUGGUAUUUCAUGAAAAAAUAUGAUAUCCUUUAAUGUCUGCUGCUGCUGUGGACUCUUCGAACAUAUUUCACAAGGCUGGGGGAACCACUGGGAAGCAUACACCUCUCUUUAGUAACUUCAGAAGCCUCAAAUAGUUCAACUCGCCUCAAAUCAAUGCUAGAUUAGUAGAAGAGGAGAUAACGUCAGUCUGUCUAUCAUGUAUAAUGUGAGUCUGACGGGGUUUUCGACAGUGAUGUGGUCAGAAUUGCACAUUGACCUAGAUGGGGCAGUAGCAUAUACUUCAUGCUGCCUGGACUGACCCUCUUGCACUGCAGAGAACAAGAAACAAAAACUUAGUAAUAAAACGUAAAAUGUUAGUUCAGGAAAUUUAGUCACAAACUAUCACCGAACCACUUUUUUUUUUCAGUUUUUUGGAAGGUUCACCACCCAAAAAGUGGUGCAUGUGAUGUAGCAGGUAGAGGACGCCCACAUAUCUAAUAUUGCUGCCGUAUCCAUCAUUCUGAAUAUCACCUUUACUUCUCAGCUGCUGCAGUUUGGCCAUUAUGUAACUUCACUGCAACACCAAUGUACAGGAAAGGUCACUGUGAGAAGAUGCCUUUGAUAUUGUAUUUUAUUUGUUUCUUGUUUAAAGCUGAUGUUCAAAAAUAUAAAACUGUGCAGACAACCAAUAGAUACAAAUUCACUAAAGUGUGCUUACAGGUCUUGGGGAGUAGGUUUUGAAAAGCAGUUUCUGUUUUUUUCAUUGCAGUUCUUGAAUUUAAAAAAAGUCACUAGACUCUUUCUGGACAGUUUUUAACAAUUUAUCAAAAUGUAUACAGCAGAACCAGAUAUAUUACAUGCAUUUGUCAUUUUUUAAAAUGUGGCGCCUACAUUACCCACAAUGCAGUUUAACCAGUAGUGCUGCCCAAGACCUGAAAACACACUCGAAUGUGUAAAAUUGGUUUAUUUACCGUUUAAGUGGGGUUCCUGUACCACACGUCAGUAUAUGCAUUUUCCGCUGCUAACUACUCAGUAGUAUAUUUAGUAGUUGACAAUGACAAUAUCUCGCCCUUUACCAGCUGCAACACUGCACUGACUUACACAUUAAUACAUCAGUUAUGCCAUAUAUGUAAUAACCUCCAUGAGAAGUAAUUUUACUUUUGGUAUUUUGAUUAUAUUUUGACGCUGGUGCUUUUGUAUUUCUACCUAAAGAUCUUAGUAAUACAUGACUCCACAGUGCAGGUGAUAGUGAUUGACAGUCACGAUUCACACAGCUCCAUACUCUGAUGUCAACUUUUUAAGUCACUCUGCGAUCAGAUGUUCGAUUUCACCAAACAACCAAGUGCAGCAGCGUGGAUGAUUCUUUAUACACACUUUGCUAUGCAAUUCAAAACACAGUGGUUGUCACGAUCCGAGACAUCCAGCAUCAGUUGGGUAUGAAAUUAUACCCAGUUAAGACUGGGACAGUCCCUCAUCUUAGUACAUCCAUAUUUAAAUGACACUUCAGGCUGAUUUACUGUAAACGAUGCUGCUCUUCAGGCCUCAAAAUAACAAAAUGGACUCAGAUGUUUGUCCUGCCUUCUAUGUCGGAAAAAAACCUUGCGCCCCGACAAAAAGGAAGUGGAUAAAUAACUGUAUUUAGUAAAUGCGCAGUAAUAAGGAAUGAGCACGCGUUCCUCUGCCUCCUCCAUCACAUGUUGUGCAAGUUUUUUUAAUUCUUCAUUUUGAAAAUACUUAUGCAAAAGUUUGGCUUUUCAUUUCACAGGUAAUUAAACUGUCUAUCUUCAUCUUUGUUAAUUAAAUUUCUACGAAAGAAGAACUUCAUUCACCAGGGACACAUUUUGAUGCAUUCACUGUGGAAAAAAAAACAAAAAACGAACAAAAACAAAAAGAGCACAUCAAGGGAUCUGUUAGGAGUUGUACCGUCACUCGGUCGCAGUUCGUCUGAUGGAAGAGUGACGUUCAUUGCCUCUUAAAGUGAAACGUGUCUCGAAAGAUGUGGAUUGUUGAGAAGGUACAGCUCAUAUCUGUAUUCUCAUCUCAGGGUGCCUACCGAACAUUUUGUUGUCAUCGGAAUCAUGUGACUUGGCUGCCAUAUAAGGGAGUCUGAAGACAUUUCAAAGACAUAUUUUGUAAAUUAGUGUUAGUGUGGUUUUUAACUGUGGUAUGUUGUUAUUGGAGAUGUAUUCAAAAUGUGUUUUUUUUUUAAUUUUUAAAUUAAUAUAUAUGAAGCUCGGCAACCCCCCCCCCCCAACAGUUUAUUAUCGGAUAAUGCUUAACUUAUCUUUCCAUUAACGUUACAACAGUGUUGCUAAAGUGCAUCUAAAACAACCUCUUGCUUAAUUGGCAUGUAUAUUGCAUCACUGCAAAUACAUUUGCUUCUCGGUGUGGAGUAACGGAAUCAGCUUCAGUUGCAAAAAUCAAAAUAUCCAAGACUGGCAAAACGAGUUCCUUCAAAAAUAAUUUAAGGGUUUGGGAUUAUUCUUUUUCCAGCAUUUUGUGGCACAUUUGUGUGUUCUUAUACAGGGUAAAUUGUGCAAAGCCAUAGAUCAUGAAUGGCAACAGAUGCAAAGCUCAAAGUCACACUAUAAAUAUUCAUAGGACAAGACAGAUGCGAGAGCACUGCGAGCAGGGGAGGAACAUUUGGAGGGGGGGGAAAAAAUGACAUUUGAGGUGCAGAGGAGGACGGAAAACAGAGCUUUUGUGGGAGAGAUGGGGAGUUUAGAUGAAUAAUGGGAGUGACCGCCGUAUGCAGCCCUGACAACACAGGGUGAGGAGGUCAUUCACUCACCGGGGAAGCAGGAAUGCUGUCCAGGUUGCUGCGGGGAAGGGUGAGCCGAAACAUCAAAAGGAAGCUAAAAAAAAAAAAGGGUGUAGUUGUUUUUUUGGAAAAGGCAAUGCUCAAACAUCUGGAGAGUGUUUUAGAUGCACUGUGAGGGAGGAAAAGACUUCAAUCUAAACCAAAGAACAGGGCAUAGCUGAAAGCAGUUAGGUGUACAUACACUUUUGUCGAGUUCUCGUUGGGGGGAAAUCUUUUAAAACGCCUCGGGGUCCUCUGAGGUCUUUUUUUUUUUUCAUUCAAAAAGUACUGCCUUACAGUUAAUAGAACAGUGUCAAAUUUUAAAUAUUAUGGCAAGUGCCAUAUUUUCUAUCAAACACACACCUGUUCAGUUUGCCUCCAUACUGCUUCGUUUUUAUGCAUCCAGGACAGUCGUCUGUAGAGGGUUUGUGCUGCAGCAUGGCGUAGAAGUUCACACGCAGGCCUCAGGCAGGAGACUCAAGAAGAAGAAGAAGAAGAACAAAUAUUAUCUUUUUCUCCUUUGUGCUUAUUUCUAUACACCCUACAGUGAAGAUGAUGUAACUAUGUUCAUUUAUGUUCCCCGCGCUCAUUGUCUGCACCCUUUAUUUGGGGCCUUUUCUCCGUGCAAAGAAAAUAUGACACCUUGCCCGCCAGCUGACGGGGUUCAGUGUUUUUCAACCCCACAAGUUAUUAAAAUGCCAUUUUCUGCCACAUUCAGUACAUCCUCACACCUUUUAGGUUUUUUUUUAAUACCGACCACUCUGCUGCAAUUACUCACUGGGCUUUAACAUAGUCCAAUUGUUCAGUUCGCCAAAUCCUGUGAUGAAAAACAGUUUGCAGAUUGGACAGGUGGCGGUACUAAAAUGUUUUUCUGAGGAAAAAAGACACCAAACAUUAUCUAUUACUUUUACUCACUGAAUUUUUCUUAUUUAAAAACUGAAUUUCUCACAGCAGAAGUUACACGUUUACUUCUGCUAUGCUGUGAUUUUUAAGUCAGGAAAAAAAACAAGAUUUUAACUUCUGAGUCAAAAAACAGUGAGCCUUUGUGGAAUCUCAUCAUGGAGUGUGAGUCGAAGAAGCAACGUGUAUGCUGUAUUAAUGGUGUUAAUACAAAUUCGAAAAAUAAACACACACGCAGCGAAAAUAAGCAGUGAAGGUUAUCAUCAUGUUUUCCUUCGGAAGAUGAAAGCUAAGGUUUCUGUGUGCUGCUAAUCCUUCAGAGUGCUGUGCUCAAUGAGGCGACACACUCUCAAAUGUCUGCAUUAUGCUGGUUGAGUCCCUCUUGCACUCUCCCCGUCGUCUGUGCACAAUAUUCAUGCGCGGUUGACAUUUUCCGAAAAGAGGCAUUCCCUCGUAUUUCUCAGUUUCUGGCUUUUUUUUUUUUUUUAAUUCACUAGCAUGUGACCUCUGAUUUGGAGAAGAAGUGGCACAAGCGAGGCAGCCACUUUGCAUCUGAAAAGGCUUCCAUUCGAUAGCUGCUCUAAACACAGCCACUUCACGGACCGAUUGCAGUUUGUAAUUACAGGCCAAAGAACACAGGCUUGUUCAAAUUCAUAAAAACUUGAUGUGGCGAGGACAUAAUACAAUUCUUAAGGGUGGCAUUAAGGUAAUAGGGCGAAACAUGUUGACAUGCAGCGAUAUGCGAAUUAAAGCUCCCAUACAAUGUGUGUCUACUAAAAAAACGUUUACAUGCUUUAAUGUACAAAAGGCACCUCUAUUCACUCGAUCUUGGUGCCUGUAUCUUUAAAAGCCCCCGAAAAGCCCAGUCAGCUCUGAUUGAUCAGCUCUCACAGGCCUGAGCAGGCACGGCCCACCUUGUUUUAACAUCAGCUGUGUUUCAACAUCAGGGCGUGAUGUCCGAUGUCACACUCAGGGUGUAGUGGCCAAAUGACUUCAUGAAAAGAAUGACGUCGUUCUUAGCUGUUGCGGGUUGCAAAUUAUGUAAAGGUAAGGAAUCCGACAAAUCGUUGUCAUUUCACCAUUUCAACUGAAAAGACGAUGGACUGCCACUUUUUUAUAGAGCCUUUCCAUUUUGGCAGUGUCUGGGCCAAAGGAAGUAAUUCCGAGAUGUGCGUCUCAGGUUGAAAUUCUCUCCUCUCCAAUCAAACCUGAGCUGCUGAAAUAUGGCCCAGUGUCCCUCUGGAUUUUCACUUUCCAUUGUCAUUGCUGAUUCAUCAGGAAGUGGCGAAGUGACAACGAUUUGUCUGAUUAGCUAUUUUUAUCAGGUACAAUUAUUCUAGAGCACAUCAUCCUUUUAAAAAGUGCACUUGAGCUCCCCACCCUGAUGUGUGGCAUCACAGGAUAGUGGCCUGUUGUGUGAAUAAGGUCUGUAGCCGAGGUUGGUGACAAUCUUACAAAAGUAUUUAUCGAACACCUAGACCUGUUUUAUAAUCAAAAAAGACAGAAAUGUCACUUUCUACAGUAUGGGACCUUUAAGGCUGUUGCUCAUCAAGGCUCUGACUGGAUUUUAAAUACUACGUAGCCAUUUCGAACAGUGUAAGAAACCUGGCAACCUCCUAAGCAGGUAAAGAAGAUCACAAUUCAGACUUCGCUCACAGUGUCAUGUCUCGCAUUGGUUUUAAAGGCUGAGGGAUGUGGGCACAUGUUUAAGACGCGGCAACUCCGAGAAGCCUCGCCGCUGUCCGCUUUUAUUGACGUCUGGACACACUCACGACACAGAGCCAUGUUUUGUUUUGUUUUUUUUUAUUCCCCCGUCGCAUGUGUCAUUAAUGGGUUAUGCAACAGCACGACUACAUCAGCUCACAGUAAAAGACAGAAAAGGGAUGCGGCGCUGAUCGAAUUAUGCGCAAGGCACCUGCACUGAGAUGGCAAAUAAAACGAUAAGCCUUGGGAACAUAAUUGAAUGCAUUUACAGCGCCCUGUCAGGGGAAAUACAACGGACCGACCACAGAAAAAAAAAAAAAAAAGAAUUGAAAACGCAGUUGGGUAUGUAUCUUCUAUAGUGUUUACAAAAGAGAAUCUACACUUUGAGAACUGUGACUCUGAAAAAAAAAAGAAAAACAUCAAUGAAACAGCUACUAAAACGUUUGCAAAGCACAAAUCCUUUUUCACCUGAUAAAUAUUUACACUCAGCGGCCACUUAAUUGGCUGCAGCUCAUUAGGCGCAGGGAGGACGUGUUCGCCUGCAGCCUGAAUUCAUUGAGGCAGGAGUAAAAUCCUCGGUCGGGCAAAUGUUACGCAAGAAUUUCUGCUCAUGCUGUGAUGUUUUAUCAGUUUUUCUGGUGUAAAGAGGCACCGGAUUGAACUAGACGUUUAAAUUUUUACAAAAAAAAAAAAACAAAAAAAAAAAAACGCAUUUCAGGCAUUUGGCCGGUUCGACGUCUUGUGUCUUGAUAAAUGUCUUCUGUCGCGGAGGCUGUGUGAAUGUGCAUGCUUGUCCGAUGUUAUUUCCGACCGAUGAUCAUUGACAAGAGCUCACUAACAGGUGCAGGCCGGAGACGCCGGAGAGAGGAUGGUCUGAGUAACACGAACCAAAGGGAAAAUCUGUGGAAUGUAAUGGAAAAACUUUCAACACUCAAAAAAAAAAAAAAAAGGCUUGGUUGUGAUACUGAGUCUCAUCAAAAUGAACUGUGUGUAAAAAAUAAAUAAAUAAAUAAAGAUAUGCAUUAUGUGUACAGUUCUGCUGAACCACGAUGUUAUGGAAAAUAAAAUUGAUAUAUAUAUAUAU
Molecule: messenger RNA, 8716 nt
Organism: Acanthopagrus latus (yellowfin seabream)
Lineage: Eukaryota; Metazoa; Chordata; Actinopteri; Spariformes; Sparidae
Gene: mtnr1bb
Product: melatonin receptor 1Bb
Exons: 4
Coding region: 263-1357 (364 amino acids)
Biological process (GO): G protein-coupled receptor signaling pathway
Cellular component (GO): membrane
Molecular function (GO): melatonin receptor activity
Source: RefSeq, a predicted model, not a curated record